Molecule: messenger RNA, 1030 nt
Organism: Lactuca sativa (garden lettuce)
Lineage: Eukaryota; Viridiplantae; Streptophyta; Magnoliopsida; Asterales; Asteraceae
Source: RefSeq, a predicted model, not a curated record
AAAAUGGAAUCAAGAAACGGGAAAUGGCAUACAAUGGCCUCUCUCAUUGUAUCUCUUGUUGUAGUAGUAGUUUCUCUAAGCUUCAUUUUACCGACCACUGCAGAUAUGAAACCAUAUCAGACUCUUCAGUAUCCAAUUCACGACAAGUCUUCAUUCUCCCAACCGGAUCCACAAGAAUCCAUCCAUAGCAGUAUUAUUCCAUUACCACCUCCGACACCACCAUUAAUACCACCUCCUUUGCCACCCACGUCUCCAUUAAUACCACCUGUUUUGCCACCCUCGCCUCCUAAGAAAAAGGAACCCAAACCUCCUAAAAAGAAAAAACGCCAACCUCCAAAGGACAAGGAGCCCAGUCCUCCUAAGAGAAAGAAACCCAGACCUCCGAAGAAGAAGAAACGCAGACCUCCUAAAGGAAAGGGAUGCAAACCUCCUAAGAAGAAGAAACGCAGACCUCGUAAAGGAAAGGUACCCAAACCUCCUAAAAAUAAGGAACCCAAACCCCCUCAGAAGAAGGAACCCAGGCCCCCUAAGAGAAAAGAACCAAAACCUCCUAAGAAGAACGAACCCAAACCUCCAAAGAAAAAGGAACCCAAGCCUCCUAAGAAGAAGGAGCCCAAACCUCCUAUUGAGAAAGAACCUGAACCUCCUAAAUCACCUCCACCUCCUAAAUCAGGGCUUCCUAUUCCGAUACCUAAACUUCCUAUACCUAAACUUCCUAUACCUGAUCCAAUAUCUAAACCACCACCACCCAUUCAUGGAAAGUCACCAUCACCACCUCCGAAGUCUCCUCCACCACCUACACCUAAUAUUCAUGGCAAGUCUCCACCAUCACCUCCUAAGUCAGCUUCCUUCACCACCAACACCACCUCCUAGUUAGUCAUCUCACCACCACCGGCAAGUCAUGACAUGUGUAAACCAGGUUGUGAGAGUCCUCAACAACAUUGCAAUCUUCGCGUAAGGACUAAAAAGCCCUACGUGUAAACUUUCCCAACUCCAUCUUGAUAUUAAUAUGAACCCAACUCAUUUCCUA